AUGGCAAAUGGCAAUGGAUCCGGCGGCUCCGUUUUCUGGAAGGACGACGAAAUAGUCGUCGAUCGUGAAGGCAUUCCGCACUAUACCGGCAAUAGGCCUGAGCUCAUGCGAGAAUACAGGAAGAGAGUCCUCUUUGCCUACAGCUCCUUAGAGGGCGAUGGAGACACAGAAGAGAAAGAGAAGAGGGACUUGAAAAAGAGGCAAAAGGCUUUCGCCAAGAAAUUGCUGAACGGUCUUCAUGGAGAAGCUUGGCGUGCUUGUCAGGACCUCAUCACAGAUAUGGCCAAGCUAUCGGAGGAGCGUGGUUUUCAGCAUGUUUUGUCAGCCCUGCAGUCGAUUGAGAAAGUGACCGUGAUCAAGAAGACCGAGCAGUUCGACCGCUUCUUUGAGCGGGGAUUCAGGAAGAGAGGACAGGCCUUAGAUGCAAACCUUCGUUCACGGAAGUUGGACUGGGCCGAGUUGCAGGAGCUUGAUAGUGAGACCAAGAUGUCCUCAGAUUUGCUGGCUUAUUUUGUUUUGAAGCAGUGUGGAUUGAGCAAAGAUGACAGGCGACAGAUCCUGCUCAACAGUGGUUCCGAUUACAACCUCGAGUCCAUCGAGAAGGCCAUGCGUGUGUCGUACUAUGACAUUCAUGAGAAGGAGAAGAUCGGCAAGUUCCAUGACGACAGGCGCGGCAAGGGCUAUGGAAAGACUCAGGAGCGCUACUAUGCUCACCUGGUCGAUGAUGGAGGCACACCGAACAAGGAGGCCCUUGUGUAUGAAGCAGCUUCAUCGAAUGACCAGGCCUUUGAGUAUGAGCACGAUUUUGAGAAUGACCUCAUGACUGAGUAUGAGUCCUACAUGGUCCGUGAGGAUGAAGAGUACCAGGACUACGGCUAUGAGGCCAAUGAGAUGGAGGAGGAAGGUUCGGACGUUGGAGCCUCGCAGGAUGAGGAGGUGUACCAAGCCUUCAGUGCCAUGGACAAGCAGCGCCGUUCAUACCAGGAGUCUCGUCGAAAGCUUCGUGAAGUUCAGAAACAACGUGGCUUCUUCAAGGGUGAGCUCACCUUUGAACAACGACGAGCAGCAGUUCAGAAAGAGAAGGAACGGACAAGAUGUUCGGCAUGUGGAAAGAUUGGGCACUGGGCAGGUGACACUCAAUGCCAAAAGUCCAGCAAGACCUCAGGUCCGCAUCGUGGCAAAGGCAAGUCGAAGGGCAAGAAGAAGGACGAUGGACCCCUGUUCUUCACCUUGGACGAUGACGACUUCGAUGUGGGCAAUGACGUGACCGCCUACAUGACCUCAGAGCAUGAGCAUCACAUGGAGCAAGACUCAGGCUACACGGAGACAGAUGAUCGUCGAAAGGUUCGACAGCCUGAGGAGGCAGCAAGUGUGUACACCUACGAUGGUGAGAACGACGCUCCAUGGGCCUUGGUUGGUGACCGCAUGCCGCAUUCACCGACUACCUCACCGAAGUCCGGAGAUCCUCUUUCCCGUGACACCGUGAUCCGGCGGCAGCUUCAGAGUCCAGUUCGUGUCGAGAAGUCGGAUGUGAGCAUUGUUCCAGUGCUCAACCUGGCGACCUUGAAGCCAGACUUGGAGGAGAUGACGGUGAGGAAGCUUCAAGAUGAAUGUGAGCGUUGGGGCAUUCGUGUGUCGGGCACCAAGAAGGAGUUGAUUCAGCGUUUGACUACCUUGUUUCAAGGACAUCCCGUGGCUCGCAAGGGCUGCAGCAAGCAGUUCGUCAUGUUGUCGGAGGAGGAAGUGCCAGGGAUGAAGACCUUGAUCUAUGAGUCCCCCUCGCCAAAGGUCAAAACUUUGGAGGUAGCCUCGCAUGCAGCACCACCACCGUUGCCUUCAGGAUCCAGAGAGCGAGGAGUUGGUUCAGGUGGAGGAUAUGAUGCAUCUUCGUCGGCAGUGUAUGAGAGCCCAGAUCGUCGUUCCUUUCGGAGGGACAAGUCAGACCCAGUCGUUCAGGACAUGGAGCAGCGAGGACUUAUUCGAUCUCCUGCCGCAUCUACAUCGAUGGCAUCACCUUCCCCAUCGAAGAGCGAACCUGUGGGCUUUAUGCCAAGGGAGAUUGGCCAGAUUCUCCAUGAUGUUCCUUGCUCAGCUUGCGGUGGAGACAUGUUGCUACGAGAGAACCGCCGAGACGGUUCGAAGUUCUUUGGUUGCUCGCGCUUUGCAAGGACUGGAUGCCGACACACCAUCAACUACCACCACGGCAUCGACAUGUCCCGGGAGGCUUUGCGCCUCCGACAGCGUGUGGAAGAUUCCUAUUUUGCUUGGAGGACGAAGAGGAGGAAGUCGCUUUGGUGCUUGGACCACGUGGAGUGCGAGCGAAAGAUCCGCGAGGUUGAUGAGCCCGAAGAACCGGAGAUCCAAGUGAUCGGUGAUGAAUCCACUAUGGACUAUUGGGAGCUUCAACCAGAAUCCAUGAUCAGGCGUGGUCAACUUUCCUGGCUUGGAACGACUGAGAUUAAGCUGUUGCCAAUGGCCGAAGACGAGGUCAUGCCAGAAGCUGUGCCAGAGACCCCGGCACCUUUUACACCGGCCGCGGAUGCGGCGCCCAUGACUCCGGCGCCGGAGACACCAGGUUACCCCGAAUACGGUGUUUUCAGUGACAGAGCAAAGUAUUUCAUUUCAGAGUUUGCGCAAGCGAUGGAAGCAGCAGGGUGUGAUUUUGACUGUGCGGCACGGGCCUCACCGUGGCAGCUUGGACAGGCUGAUGAGGAGCUCUAUGAACCGACUGACCCAGGGGAUCAUUUGGAGGUGGAGUUCAUCCUGAUUUUGCUGAUAAGGUGCGACCUUGUUUAUGAAAACGGUGUUGCGCAGAGAGCCAAAGGCGACGCUUGCGUGGGCGACCUUGUGCGCUUGAAGCAGUACUUGGCCCAAGCCAAGAGGGGAGCUGACUUCCGACUCCGUUACUGGUCGGAUGUGAACCUUAGGGAUGGAGUUUUGAUCUUGCUUGCAGAUUCCGGUCAUGCCAACGGCACUCCGGAGAAGGAUGAAAUUAUGCGUUACCGAUCGGUCGGUGGCUAUUUUAUCUUGAUAGCAAACAAAGAGAUCUUGGAAGACAAAGCAGCUCGUGCAAAUGUUUUGACCUUUUACAGCGGUCAGACCAAGCGUGUUUGUCGUUCGACCCUAGCAGCAGAGGCGUCGCAUCUUGCAGAAGCCGUUGAGUGCGGUGAUUGGUGUGCAUGUUUGUUGGAGGAAGCAUUGACAGGUGAUUUGAACUUGAAGGACUGGCCUAGCAUUAUCCAGCGUAGGGUUCCUGUAUAUGUCACCGACGCGAGAUCUGUUUAUGAUUACUUGCAGAAAGAUGCUACAAGCACUUCAACAGACAAGCGCAUGGCCAUUGAGGGCGCCCUUUUGCGGGAGACGGUUAGGCAACCGAAUGCCUUAGUUCGUUGGAUCGAUGGUAUGCAGAACAUUGCCAAUGUUUUGACAAAAGCCAACGCUGAGAAGGAGACCUUGAAAGAGUUUCUUCGAAGUGGCCAAAUGUCAUUGGUACAAACCGAGGAGAAUAAGAUCCUCAAAGAGACCAAGAGAAGACAGAGGCAAAACAGAAAUGUUCAGAGACAUGCUGAGAAAGCAGCCAAACCUGCAGACCACCAGCGCAGAAGUCAGUUGGCCGCAGAGAUCCAAGCAGAUGACGACGACCAUUCCAGCUCCGGUCAAACAAAAGAAUAA
Messenger RNA from Durusdinium trenchii, 3672 nucleotides. NCBI's taxonomy places the organism in Eukaryota, Dinophyceae, Suessiales, Symbiodiniaceae. The record is from the annotation of a GenBank genome assembly.